UCCUUUGCUAUAGUUUCUUCAUUCCUUUUAUGGAUUUCACUUAAAAAAAUUUCUUAAAAUCUUGAUUAUGAAAAAAAUUAGCUUUUUUAAAACUCAUUUGUUAAAUAGCAACCAUAAAAGUACCACAAGACACUCAAAAGAUGAGUGCCGGUUAACCUUUUACCUCGUUCACGUGUUGGCGCAUGUUUGUCUUGUCUUCGCUCUUGGACUAGCAUUGUAGUAGUGUAGCACCCAUUGGAACGACCACAAAUCAAGGACACAUUAUCUGCAUAAACCAUUUGGUUUUGUGGUAAUUUCUGCGAGAUGGUUGGUGAAGAGACUAGUGAGGCAACUGGUUACGGCCUUCUACAGUUUUAUCAUGGUUAUUGCGUCCUUGAUUUGUGGAAAGUGAGGCAAUCAUAGAGGAUACUUUGUCUGAGAUUCUGAGUGCUGACUGCAAUCAUAACUUCAUAGGUCUCUUCAAUUCCUCUUUAAUAAUGGUUAUAACACUACUGCUUGAUUUGACUUUGGAUAAGGAAAUUAGAUCAGGAUGCACAUCACUUGCCCCGUUAAAAGGGACGCAUUUCAGGACAUGUUAUCCUCACUCACCUGUUUGAAUUGAUAUUUGCAUGAGAACAAGGAAGAAACCAUCUUGACAGGCACCAAGCUGGGGAUUUGUUUAGUCUUGACAAGAGAAAUAUAAUUGAAAGUUCUAACAACCGAUUGAAUAAUGGCCAGUGAGGAGCCAUGAAUUCUCAACCUCCACCAUUAAUAGCCAUUGUCAUAAUUAAUUACUUGCUUUCUCCAUCGACCUUGACAUUCUUAUGUUUCCAAGAAAUUGUUUACGUGUUAGAAUGCCCCAAAGUUCUGACUGAAGAGAAAGAGAUGAGGUGCUUUGCCUAUUUAACAGAGGAUCUCUCUACCUAGUUGUACUAUCCCGGAGAUGACACCAUCAGAUGAUACAGCAAAAACAAACCUCUUUAAAUUUCUCCCACCAGCCACCACAGUGCCUUAUUAAGAUGCCAGCAUUUCUCUGGCCACCUCUCGGUUUUCUCCACACAAACAUGGAUGCCUCCGCCCAUGCAUGGUGGUUCUUAUUUGUUUGUGUAUAUAGAAUUAAAUGACUCUUGAGAUUUCUGUCUUCAAGUUCAUCAAAAUCCAUACCAACAAUAAUAAAGUAUAAAUUAUACAUGAAGAUCAUGCCUUGUUGAUUGUUUGCCCUUCAUUCAAACUUGUUACCAAACCAAACUUGAUGCUCUUAUUAGCAUAGAAAUGAUAUUGACAAUAUCUUGUAAAGGUUGAUGGUGGAACUUGGAAGGAUAGGAUACCUAAAUAUAUUUAGAGAAAAAAAAUAAAAUUCAGACCAUACAUGGAAAGUAAAAAUGCUUUAAUGUGUCUCUGUGUCAUUCACAAGACUGAAAUAUUGUUACAUAAUAGACUACAAUCACGUACAGACAAUUAAUAGGGGGGUUAACUCAACGCAAUCUAUUCUUUGCUUUCUUUUUAAACCACUUGAAAGCCUUCAAGCUAUCAUCCCUUCAUUCUUUUACUUUUACAAGCUGCUCGGUCUUCUUCAAAAGUCUCUAAUGGCUACAACAACGUCCGUUCAAGAGGUCCCUAAAGUUCUGAAAUGCAAGACAUGGGUUUUGAAAGUAUCUAUCCACUGCCAAGGUUGCAAGAGAAAAGUCAGGAAAGUCUUGCAAAGCAUCGAUGGUGUUUACACAACAAGCAUUGAUUCGCAGCAACAAAGAGUCACGGUUACUGGCAACAUUGAAGCAGGGACCUUAAUCAAGAAACUCAUGAAAACAGGCAAACAUGCAGAGAUAUGGCCUGAAAAGGUUGCUACAAAGGAGAAAGAAUCAGGCAAAGCAAAAAGCAUGCACAGCAAAAAUGACCAAAAUCAGAAUGAUAGUGGCAGCAAAAAAUCUGUGAGAUUCUCUGUGGAGGGAAUAGGUGAGGAGACCAAAAAGGGCAAGAAGCCACCGGAAAAUUCCACCGCCGGAGACGAGUUGCCGGGAGGAAAUAACAAGGGCAGUAUACCUGAGGGUGGUGGGGCAGACAGUGCAUGUAAAAAGAAGAAAAAGAAAGGGCAGAAAGGUAAUGAUGGCAGCAAUGUUACAGGGGGCUCAGGCUCACCAUCUUCUGGUACAUCUGCAGGCAGUGAAUAUCAAACUCAUGGUGUGGGGAUGAAUCAAGUUAUGGGCCCGAGUGAUCUCAACUCUACACGUCAGCAUUCGAUUCCAUGGCCACUAGGUUACUCCGGUCCUCAAGUGUAUGCAUCAAGUUGUUAUAUGGCAUAUCCUCAUGGAAGUCCUACUCCUUUUAAUUAUCAUGUUGCUCCAGCACCAUAUACAAAUGCAAAUCAAACAACACAGGUGGACUCUUUCAACAUUUUCAGCGAUGAAAAUGUCAAUGGAUGUUCCAUCAUGUAAUCAGAAUGGAGAAUGAUUCUGUACUAAUGGUGAUGGAGAGAGUAGUAUAGAAGAUAGAAUGUAGGAUAAUAUUGCCAGUGGAGACAUUGGAACGAUGAUGAGAACUUUUUUGCAUGGUAUGGUUUUGAAGCAAGUUUGGAAGAUUUUCUUUUCCUUGUAGAAAUUGAUUUGGGUUUUGAUGUAUGAAUUUGGUUGUUGCAUGCCCUUUAAGCUUCUAGUACAACAACUCCCUUGUAUAUA
Messenger RNA from Populus nigra (black poplar), 2651 nucleotides. Its product is annotated as heavy metal-associated isoprenylated plant protein 36-like. Lineage: Eukaryota; Viridiplantae; Streptophyta; Magnoliopsida; Malpighiales; Salicaceae. The record is from RefSeq and is a predicted model, not a curated record. The transcript is spliced from 4 exons. The coding region runs from base 1566 to 2411 and encodes 281 amino acids. Gene Ontology annotation, molecular function: metal ion binding.